AUGGACACAUCAUUGGCGAUAGUGCAAAAAUCUCUAAAAAUAGUGCAGAUGGAGCUGGUUGUUGCUCUGUUACUAAGACGAUUGCCUAAAGUUCAGCCAAUUUUGCCAAUCCUUGAGGCCCAUCCUUUACCAGGGACUUUCAGCCUGAGGCUGGCUGGUAAGGGAGACGGACCACAUUUGGCCAUUGUGGCAGUCCGGAAACUCCAGGAAGCAAGAGAAGAAGUUGCUAAAGCCUCUACCAUGGAGGAGUGUAUGGUUAUCAGAUGCAGAGUAGCCAUACUCUGGAAGCCUGAUGCAUCAUUUCCUACUGAAGAGGUAGAUGUGGCCCCACCAAAGGCAAAGGACAUUCACAUAAAGUUUGCUGUCUUUGGUGAUAAAAUUAUCACAUUCUUUCUACCACAAUGUGGAGAAUGUAUCGCUUGCCUGAAAUUUGGGGAAAAUUAUUGUAUACAACACAAACAGUCAAAAACCAACCUAAUGUCUGCUGGUACCAGUAGGUUUACCUGCAAGGGAAAAUCAGUACAUCACUUUGCUGUUACAAGUACCUUCUCUGAAUAGGCAGUGAUAAAGGAAAUCUCAGUUGCCAAGAUUGAUGCAGUUGCACCUCUGGAAAAAGUGUUUCUAAUUAGCUUUGGUUUUUCCACUGGGUUUGGUGCUGAAAUCAACCCUGCCAAGGUGACACCAGGCUCUACCUGUGUCAUGUUUGGCCUUGGAGGAGUUGGCCUGUCUAUUAUCACACGCUACAAAGUGGCAGAAACAGCCAGGAUCAUUGGAGUGGACAUCAACAAAGACAAAUCUAAGAAGGCAAAGGAAGUGGGUGCCACUGAGUGCAUCAAACCCCAGGACUUCAAGAAACCCAUUCAAAAUGUUUUCUUUGAUGUGACAGAUAUGGGUGUAGAAUUUUGCUUUGAGGUCCCUGGAAAUCUGGACACUCUGUCUGGAAGAGCUAAGAGCAUGUCCCUAAACUGGUUUCUGAUUAUAUGGCAGAGAAAUUUAAUCUAUAUCUAG
Molecule: messenger RNA, 1008 nt
Organism: Galeopterus variegatus (Sunda flying lemur)
Lineage: Eukaryota; Metazoa; Chordata; Mammalia; Dermoptera; Cynocephalidae
Product: alcohol dehydrogenase 6-like
Exons: 8
Biological process (GO): retinol metabolic process; retinoic acid metabolic process
Cellular component (GO): cytosol
Molecular function (GO): zinc ion binding; all-trans-retinol dehydrogenase (NAD+) activity
Source: RefSeq, a predicted model, not a curated record